This is a messenger RNA of Mycena citricolor, 1421 nucleotides long. The record is from the annotation of a GenBank genome assembly. Lineage: Eukaryota; Fungi; Basidiomycota; Agaricomycetes; Agaricales; Mycenaceae.
CACGUUCUCAGGUUUCCAACGAUGGCGCGCGCCGUGAGAGUGGAGGAAGAACCCCGGAAUGUAUCGCUUCUUCUGUCUCUCCCAGGGCCUCUAAAUUUUCUCUCGAACUCGGAAUCACUGCGUUCUCGGGAGGCGCAAGGUAUCUCGAUUCAACUGGAUGACUUGUGUGCGCGCCCACGGAUGCAUACCACCCUUUGCCGGGCUCGUUCUUUCAUUUUCUCCCUGUCGAGUUGCUCCGUACGCACAGCGGCUAUGUCGUCAAUUCUGAAUCUUGUACCGACGCUGAUUGGCGCAUAUCGCGGGCGCGCGCACACGUCGAUGGGGGAGCGGAUAUGGGACCGUGGAACUCAGGCUUCUUUGCGGUGUGGAUCCUUAUUCGGGAACAAGCCGCAGGGGUCGCCCAUCGAAACCGGCGCCGCACUCCGACUCACUACUUGCCUCAUCUAUGCUCAUCCAGCGAUACUCGUCUCCCUUCUCUGUCGCCUGCGCAGAUCUCAGAUCACACGCUGACUGUUGAGUUGAGCAGUUCUCGUCACUGGAACGCCGUCUGCCGCCUUCGAAUGCCAGCAGAGGCGUAUCUAUCCGAGCCUGACAACAUAAGCACUCAUUCGACAGGACCCGCUCCCUCAUGUCGCGCUGUGGGAACAAAUAUAUGCGGCGCUAGGAGAGCCAACAGCUGAGAUCCUUACCAUGGCCAACCUGUUCUCUGGCGAGAGCGAUAUGGAAGAGACCAUAGCGGAUAAGCAUGCACUAUUACUAGCGCUGAACGACUGUGAGGUUUAGAUCGUCUGGGUGAUCCGUUGCUGUUGCGGAAUCUCGCUUUCGAGAAUAGAAACGGGAAGACAAUACUGCCCCUGACUCGGCCUGGACUUGCCGCGGCAGACUAUCCAGCGCCGCCCUGGAUGUGUUUUGGCCGCCCGCUCGUUCCAUAUUGGACUGAACGCAUGUACGGCUAGCAUCUGCUAGCGUCUGACGAUCCUGAUCGAUGAAAUACUUCCCUCUGGCUGCGCAGUGCUCUUCACACCUUCCAUUCCUCGGCACAGCAGGUUAGAACCGGAGGCGAUCGCGCACUUCUCAGGGACGGCAUUUUGGAGAUGUAGCCGAUAUCUUUUCUAUCCGAGGUCCGGAUCACACGUGUCCGAGUCAAUAACCAUCCACUCCAAAGAUUAACAUAUCGAUACAUCGAUGCUCCUAGUCCAUUCAAGUGUCAUCGAUCUCAAUUCCCCAUAUUCUUGCUCUUAAACCCGCCUUUGAUCAACGCAGACCUGAACACACAUGCCCGAUUGGCGAUCAGGCUUGGCAGAUCACAUCUAUCUAUUCAGACAUGCACAAUUCAAGCUCCGCGAACACGGUUUUCCCAGUCGCUUUUUGGCAGCUACAUGCGGCAUACCUCCGUUUGCGCGGGGGCCUCAGGGGCCUUG